GGUGAAGACGCGUCACCCUCGGCUUUCUUCCUGCUGUUUCGUCAUGGCGUUCUACGUGCUGAAGUCUGCAGCCAUAGCAGCGAAUGGAGCGGCGGUGUAAACAAAGCAAAGGGGCCGACAACAUCAGCACCCAAGACAGGAUAAAUAACAAGACAUCUGUGCGCGACCGGUUUCGUUGGGUAUUUUCAAGGAUUUUUUAAAUUGUUAUUCAAGGCGCAUAUAUAUGUAUAGAUAUUUAAUUACUAGCUUCACAUCUGAGAUCGCGUGGGAUAUAAGGGGAUUUGAUUUCACGAUACAAUAUAAAGUAGAGUAAAACAGAAAGCCACGCGUGAAUAAACAGUCUGCACAUGGAGCUUUUUAUUUUUUAGAAGAAAUAUCAUCUGAUUUAUUAUUUUGAGAUUUACAUCGGCAAUGUGCCACAGUUGUAAAACUACAGAGGGUAGCCUGCAUCUGGACACAACAACAAACAGGAUCGUUUUGAUUGGACUUGUCUGCAGCGUUGGCCUUAUCACCAUAUCACAUCAAAUCUGAACUAACAACGGAGUUUAUUAGUUUUUUUUUUUUUUUAAUUUUUGAUUGUGUAGUUGAAGUACUCCGAGUCGUUCUUUUCGUUACUGGCAGCUGGGGUUAUGAUGCCCACCCCUGUCUGUUGCAGAUAUUCGUCAUGAUUAACCACAACAGAGUGGUGUGAUUUAUUUCCAAAACCAGCGGAUCUGGAGUGCAAUGUUCAGUCUGAUGGCGAACUGCUGCAGCUGGUUGAAACGGUGGCGGGAGCCUGCCAGGAAAGUGACUUUGGUGAUGGUUGGACUGGACAAUGCUGGGAAAACUGCAACUGUAAGAGGCAUUCAGGGAGAAAAUCCUGAAGAUGUCGCUCCGACUGUUGGGUUUUCUAAAAUCGACCUGACACAGGGAAAGUUUGAGGUGACCAUUUUCGACCUGGGCGGUGGGAAGAGAAUCCGAGGCAUCUGGAAGAAUUACUACUCCGAAUCUUACGGGGUAAUCUUCGUCGUGGACUCCAGUGACGUGGAGCGACUCGAGGAGACCAAAGAGACGAUGUCCGAGGUCCUGAGGCACCCCCGCAUAUCAGGAAAGCCAGUCCUAGUGCUGGCCAAUAAACAGGACAGAGAUGGGGCACUAGCUGAAGCAGACAUCAUUGAGAACCUGGCCCUGGAAAAGCUUGUUAAUGAAAACAAGUGCUUGUGUCAAAUUGAGCCAUGUUCAGCAGUUCUUGGAUAUAGAAAAAAGUUUGAUAAGUCCAUAAGAAAAGGUCUCAGCUGGCUGUUGAACAACGUGGCAAAGGAUUUUGAGGCUUUAAGCGAGCGGGUGCAGAAAGACACGGCAGAGCAGAAAGCACAGGAGGACCAGGAGAAAAGGGAGAGAGCCGAACGAGUGCGACGGGUUCGAGAGGAAAGAGAGCAGGGAGAGCAAGAAGAGGCUGAGAGAGAGGGGCGGUCCAUCCAGAAAGAGGAUCCUGAGGCUGGCACCAUGGUUAACCCUUUUCAGCCCAUAAGCAAUGUGAUUACACAGAAUGAAGAAAAAAUGAAAGGGGACAAGGAAACGAAGAACUUGCAGUCUGAAAGCAAGUCUGGCGCAAUACCACUGCAGCCCACUCGGGAUGCUGAGGAUGUGGAGACUGGGAGCAACCCUGGCAGUGAGCUGAGCAAUAGUGGGAUGGUCCACAACUACACCACCGCUCUCAACCAGCAGCUACAGCAGGAGCAGGGAGAGGAGGGGGAGGAGAGUGAGCGCCAGACCCCAGACAGCGUAGACUCGGCCAAAAAGAAGUCCAACAAGUCAAAGCUGAGGUUGAAGAGGAAGCACAGGGUUGAACCAGCCAGCACGGACGAUGCUGUCCCUGAGAGCCCAACACCACCCCCGCCCCCCGUUGGCUGGGGUACUCCCAAAGUUACUAGACUUCCUAAACUUGAACCACUGGGGGAUACAAGAUGUUCUGAUUUUUAUGGCAAGCCUCUCCCUCCCGUGUCAGUCAGGCAGAGACCUAACAGUGACGCUCAUGAUGUCAUUUCUUAACCGCUAUCCCAGCAAGGAGUUUAUGUGCGCUCACAGAGAACUUUCUUUUAAGUUAGAGAAAAGUAUUGGCUGCUUAUACACAGACACACACACACUUAUUUAAGCAGUGCUACAAUGAGAUACGCUACAUCACCAAGUCAGUUCAAUGCACACCGUUACCACUACAGACCUGCCGCUGCUGCUGUUGCCGCUGCUUCAUAUUGAUUUUGAAAGAGGAGGAGCAAUAUUUCAGAGGAUAGAGCCAGUAUCCUAUGUGACUGUAUGGUUACAGUACAGUCGUGAACUUGCACUCAAAUUUGACCUUCAUGCAUUUUAGGAAAAUGUGGAAUGAGACUCCUACUGUAGUAUCUGGAAUGGUUUGUGUGUUUUUUAGUCGGUAUAGAUGAAUUGUCAUACAUAUCCUCUGAGUGGCAAGAAGCGUGCAGGCAAUAACCUGGGGACCAUCAUUUUAUGAUUUAUAACCUUUUUUCCUACUUACAAUAAGUAUUGGUACAGCAUUUGUAAAGAUUUUGUGGUUGCUGUCUUUUGUAAAUUUUUAAAAGCAUGCGUACAAUGGUUUAUUACAAUGCCUUAGUGGGUUAAAUCCAGUGUGAUUCAGAUGAACAGGGUUAUUCAAUUGCAUGUGUACAAACUUACCAUAAUGCUACAAUUAUCUUAUUUCAGUACAGUAAAAGUGUCCAUCUCACUACAGUAUGGCAAUUUGUACAAGUCUUGAAAUAUUGAAUUUUCUGGUCUGGGUUUAGUAGAAUUGCUCAAGAUAUUUGCAGCAUGUCCACAUUACUAUUGGCAAUUUCUGUAUGUGCAGUGGCUUUUAAUUGUCCUUUGCAUGUUGUUAAACAGUGUUGAUUUGAGAUGGACCCCAUGAAAAAUGAAAAAUACAAAUUCAAGUAGGAUGGGAUGAGUGCUGUGAAAGGUUGCUAUCCAGCUACUGAAAAGUGUGGAUCGCAAAAUGCAUAGGAGCGCCAGCAGGUGUCAUUAACAGGAAUGAAUCCAUCUCCAGAACCGAGAUCCACUGUGCUGUGACACUCUCUUGGAAAAGCUUUUUUCAACAAAUUUUACCCAUUGUCUUAAUAGAAAUAGCAUUAUUUUAAGUUUGCCCACAUUUACAAAUAGCUCUAUAGUAUUAUCCCUGGAUUUAAUCAUCUGCCAGAAAACAACAGUUUUCUAAUAUCAUAUCGCCAGAGAAAGGAACAACAAUACAGCAGGCAGUGAAUUGAAUGAUGUCUGUGGGAACUGGUGAAGCAUUUUAGAGUACUGGGCUAAACAGUAUGUUUGUCUUAUUAGCCCAAUGUGUUAUACCACAUAAACUUUAAAAUAUGUAUUAUUUAACUGUUGGUUUGUUGUUUAAAAAUGGAGUGAAAAGUAAUCCUUCGAUGGUUUACACAAGGGUGUGCAUUUAAAAUAUGACGUGAAUCUCUAACGUUUACAAUCAACUCUAAUAUUACUGUGCUAUUUGGUCUCCUUCAAAAACUGAAUAUGAAAGUACCAUACACUAGUGAAGCAAUUUUAAUUAACAAAAAAAACCAAAAAAACUACCUACCCGAAACUAGUUGCUUGUGCAACUCCUUUUCUUAUUGUAUCCUCUUAAUUCCAUAACGUUAUAUCUUAUAUGUCCAAAAGGCUUAACGUGUUUUAAAUGAAGUGGUAAACGGGUAAUAUUCUGUAUUUCAACACUGCAUUUUUGUUUCACUUUUUUUUUAGAGACAUUACAUGGAUGCUUUUUAACUACCUUAUAUGCUACAUGCGUUUGUUAACUUGCAUAAAGAACAAUUUUGUUUGAUUGUAACCCAUAUACUGUAUACCAGUGUGCAUAAUAUAUUCACAUUUUUUGUAUGCUUGAUAUGAUCUUGUUGCUUUUAUAGUGAAAUAUUCUGUUAAAUAUGUACUUGAUUUUAAAACAAGAAUCUUUGCUUAUUUAAC
Molecule: messenger RNA, 3951 nt
Organism: Acipenser ruthenus (sterlet)
Lineage: Eukaryota; Metazoa; Chordata; Actinopteri; Acipenseriformes; Acipenseridae
Product: ADP-ribosylation factor-like protein 13B
Exons: 10
Coding region: 724-2031 (435 amino acids)
Biological process (GO): non-motile cilium assembly; receptor localization to non-motile cilium
Cellular component (GO): non-motile cilium; motile cilium; ciliary membrane
Molecular function (GO): GTPase activity; GTP binding
Source: RefSeq, a predicted model, not a curated record